Molecule: messenger RNA, 384 nt
Organism: Cynoglossus semilaevis (tongue sole)
Lineage: Eukaryota; Metazoa; Chordata; Actinopteri; Pleuronectiformes; Cynoglossidae
Product: eukaryotic translation initiation factor 3 subunit I-like
Exons: 4
Coding region: 95-352 (85 amino acids)
Biological process (GO): cytoplasmic translational initiation
Cellular component (GO): eukaryotic translation initiation factor 3 complex, eIF3m
Molecular function (GO): protein binding; translation initiation factor activity; RNA binding
Source: RefSeq, a predicted model, not a curated record
GUUGGCCAAUUGUGUGUUGUGCAGUCAUUUUUCAUAACAAUUUCAAAAGCAGUUUCAAAAGUAGGCAACUGGAUUCACCUCAAGGAAAUUGAAGAUGUUUCUCAGAUCCAAGAGAUUUCAUCAGUUCUACUGUUUUCAGAAACCCAUCCUGCUGCCUGGCCACGAACGGUCCACCACUCAGAUCAAGUACAACGGAGAAGGAGACCUUCAGUUUUCCGUCGUCAAAGAGGUGGCCAACGUGUGGUACUCUGUCAACGGCGAACGACUCGUUACCUACAACGGACACGUGGUAACAGUGCAGUGCGUCGACUGUGACUGGGACACCCAAAAAUGUCUUGACAGGAUCAGCUGACGACAGCCGUCGACCGUGGGACUGCGAGAUCA